Messenger RNA from Hyla sarda, 2362 nucleotides. Its product is annotated as neuronal acetylcholine receptor subunit alpha-7-like. Gene Ontology annotation, biological process: nervous system process; regulation of membrane potential; monoatomic ion transmembrane transport. The transcript is spliced from 10 exons. The coding region runs from base 421 to 1959 and encodes 512 amino acids. NCBI's taxonomy places the organism in Eukaryota, Metazoa, Chordata, Amphibia, Anura, Hylidae. The record is from RefSeq and is a predicted model, not a curated record. Gene Ontology annotation, molecular function: transmembrane signaling receptor activity; acetylcholine-gated monoatomic cation-selective channel activity. Gene Ontology annotation, cellular component: synapse; neuron projection; postsynaptic membrane.
CAAGUGGAGUGCAGAUCUGGUAGGUGCUUAAGCUGCUUUAUGCUCCACAGCUCUGAGCAUCCCUCACCCCCCCUAGUCCUCCACAUGCAUGUUGUGUAUGCACAGUGCAGAAAAUCACUAUCCCUCUAUACACUGAGAAAUAUUUGGUCUCUGGCUUCCCUUUUUCUCCCAUUUUUCUGUAGCAGAUAAUAGAUGAGUAGAUUCCAGCACUAUCCCUGCACUGUAUUCUGCUCAGUCAGGAUGUAGCAACAUCUGGAAGUUUAUGUCACCUGUGGGAUACAAUGUUUUAUUGCUGCUAUUGCUUUUUCAAUGAAGAUGUUUUAUUUGGACAACAGCUAAAAGAGUCUAUUUCGGAUUUGUGUGAAGCCAGCCUGUGAUUUGUAUUCCCAUCUGUCUCGCUGGACCUAGUGUAAUUGUACAAUGCUAUCAGAAAAGUGUCUGAGGUUCCUAGCUUAUGGUUUCUAUCUAUGGAUAUUUUUAUUUCUGACCUUCCUUAGAGGCUCCCAUCAAGGUGAAUACCAAAGGAAACUUUACAGGGAACUGCUGAGAAAUUACAAUCGCCUAGAAAGACCUGUAGUGAAUGACUCCCAGCCCUUACUUGUAGAACUACAGCUUUCUCUUCUACAAAUAAUAGAUGUGGAUGAGAAGAACCAAGUUCUGAUUACAAAUGCGUGGCUACAAUUUUACUGGAAUGAUGUCUAUUUGACAUGGGACCAAGCAGAGUACCCUGGAGUACAAACGCUGCGUUUUCCUUCUGAUCAAAUUUGGGUUCCAGACAUUCUGUUAUAUAACAGUGCAGACGAAAGAUUUGAUGCAACAUUUCACACUAAUGUCUUGGUGAAUUCCUCAGGAGCUUGUCAAUAUAUUCCUCCAGGUAUUUUGAAGAGCACAUGUUACAUUGAUGUACGAUGGUUUCCUUUUGAUGUUCAAAAGUGCAAACUAAAAUUUGGAUCUUGGACUCACAAUGGCUGGCUACUUGAUCUACAAAUGCUAGAAGCAGACAUUUCUAAUUAUAUUUCCAAUGGAGAAUGGGAUUUAGUAGAUGUGCCCGGGAAAAGGAAUGAAUUGUACUAUGACUGCUGUAAGGAGCCAUACCCAGACGUGACGUAUACAGUGACAAUGCGCAGACGUACACUAUACUAUGGAUUAAAUUUAUUGAUACCCUGUGUUCUCAUAUCUGGAUUAGCAUUGCUGGUGUUCCUAUUGCCUGCUGAUUCAGGAGAGAAGAUAUCACUGGGGAUUACUGUCCUGCUGUCACUUACAGUCUUUAUGUUACUUGUGGCAGAGAUUAUGCCUGCAACAUCAGAUUCCGUUCCACUAAUAGCUCAGUAUUUUGCAAGCAUAAUGGUCAUUGUUGGACUCUCCGUGGUUGUCACAGUACUGGUUCUACAGUUUCACCACCAUGAUCCCCAAGCAGGAAAAAUGCCUAAAUGGGUAAGGGUGAUCUUGCUCAACUGGUGUGCAUGGUUUUUAAGGAUGAGAAAACCUGGGGAAAAUAAAAGACCGAUCCCUUGUAAGUAUAUAUACCCAAACCACCAUUCAAGUAUGAGCAGUAUUGAAAUGAACAUGGCAUCUGGGCACCAGUCUACCAAUGGCAACAUCCUUUACUGUGGGUAUCACAACCUGGAGAGCCCUUGUUGCCCACCUAACAGUGACUCUGGGGUUAUGUGUGGAAGAGUAACAUGCCCUUCUCUGGAAGACAGCGAUCUCAUCCCGAAGAAAUGUUUGAGAGAAUGUAUGCCAGAAAUAACCAAGAUACUGGAGGAGGUGCAGUACAUUGCCAGGCGUUUCAGAGACCAGGACGAAGGAGAAGAGAUCUGCAGUGAAUGGAAGUUUGCUGCUGCAGUCAUUGACCGCCUGUGUCUUGUAGCAUUCUCGCUUUUUGCCAUUAUUGCCACAAUUGCAAUAUUGAUGUCAGCGCCAAACUUUGUAGAAGCUGUUUCUAAGGACUUUACAUGAGAGAUGUGUAGCCGUUUUUGCUGAAAGGGCAAAAAAUAUAUUUUAUUCAAUUUCAACGUCAUUGCUUGUUAUGUCUUAAGCUGUAUAACAAUUGAAAAUAACUGUGUUGGUGAACAAAUACUACUGAAAAUACCCUGCCAACUAAAGACGCGAGAGUCCAACAGUGUCAUAAAUGUAGCUGAGAACUGUACAUAGUUUACUAAUGUUAGUAUUAGCAAUGAGCAGCUGUGUCUAUAUUAUCUUAUUUCAUUUGUCAGAAAAUAUUGAGAUGCAAUAAAGUGACAUAAGGACAAGGAUAAGCCACAUAUCACAGUGAGGGGUCUAUUCAUACGGCAAAAUUUCCGCCUCAAGUUAAAGCCCAUAGACUUCUAUGGGAAUCUGCACUCCCAUUCACACUUCUGAA